GGUGACCUUGAAAAAAUGGCGACUGCAAAAUUAUAUAGCGCUGGUCGGUCAGCAACUCAACUGUUCCGGCAAACAAUACGUCCACUUUCUGUCACCCAGGCAAGAUCACAUUACAAACAAGUCAGUCCAGCAGAUCCUAGUUCAGAAUGGGUGGACAUCACAGAUAGGGCAGCCAAUGCAGCUUUCAUGACAGAGCUAGCCAGAGGUUUAGGCAUUGUGAUGGGGCAUCUAUUCAGAGAGCCUGCCACCAUAAACUACCCAUUUGAAAAAGGGCCUCUGAGUCCUCGAUUCAGAGGGGAGCAUGCAUUGAGAAGGUACCCAUCAGGAGAAGAACGAUGCAUCGCUUGUAAAUUAUGUGAAGCUAUAUGUCCCGCACAGGCUAUUACAAUAGAAGCUGAACCGAGAGCUGAUGGUAGUCGACGUACUACACGUUACGACAUAGAUAUGACCAAAUGCAUCUACUGUGGUUUUUGCCAAGAGGCCUGUCCUGUCGAUGCUAUUGUAGAGGGUCCUAACUUUGAGUAUUCAACAGAGACACGUGAAGAACUACUCUACAACAAAGAAAAAUUACUAAACAAUGGCGAUAAAUGGGAGGCUGAGAUUGCAGCAAAUCUACAAGCCGAUCAUCUAUAUCGCUAAAAAUUAGGACAUUUUCAGUCUUUUAGCCAAAUCUAUAUACACAUGUCUAUAAUAUAACAUGUAUCAGAUAAACUUGUUACUGAAUGUUUUGCUAAGUGUUAUAUGUACAUUAAAUAAU
Molecule: messenger RNA, 757 nt
Organism: Owenia fusiformis
Lineage: Eukaryota; Metazoa; Annelida; Polychaeta; Sabellida; Oweniidae
Source: the annotation of a GenBank genome assembly